CUAUAAUUCGGACAUUUAAUGGAGAAUUGGACAUUCUAUGGAAGACAUGACGUCGACGCUUUGGCGUACCAUGAAAGUGGACUGGUGAGGGAGCUCCCGCCAGCUAAGCUUUGACCACUCACAACGCUGUCCCGCCACACACCUUGACGGCUCUCAGGCAGCGCUUAUAAGAAACGCCAAAACAGGUAUAUAAAUUUGACUGGUAAUUUCCUAUAGCUUCAACUUAUUCACAUUUAAUACAAAAUUGCAUUAUCACAUCCAAAAUGUCUUCUCAGGAACUCCACUCCCUAAAUGCCUCCAUCGCGUCAAAGACCGACCCCGCAUCGGCCGCACGUGCUCUCACAGCGCCAGCCGAAGAUAAACUCUCAACAGGGUCUCCAGAGUCGGACAUUGAAGGCAGUCUUAGGCCCGUCUGGGAAAGCAUAAUUAAUGUGGCGGCGGAUACCGAGCACCAGUCCCAAGAACAUUUAGUGUCUAUCGUGCGCGCCGUCCAGCAGCAGACCCUCACGAAAGACGGUGCGAGCGAGGUUGAAGUCUGGGGGGAGAAGGUGAAGGUGUGGAGCGAUCUACCCCUCUUUGGUGUUUCUGUAAGAGACGCAUGGAAUAGAACUCCUAGCACAGGCUCUGCCAACGACUUCUCUGCAAGCCAGUGGCGCAACAUAAACGCCUUCCUAGCCCGCCUAACUUCUCUUUCUCAAUCUACACCUACGUUUGACUUUUCCAUGUUCGGCUUGUGGACGUUACGGUCAGCAUUUGAGGGAACGGGCGAGGCCUCGUCAGCAGAUGUGGAUGCUGCUAAAGUGUGGUUCGAGUAUGCGGAGGAUGUCUUGACGAAGCUGAGCAACGAAGGGAAAUCGUUCCCCGCCAAGGUUGGCGCUGGUGGCGGCAGCUAUGCGGAUAAGGGAUGGACGGGAUUCAACCCUGAUAGGCUUAAGGUUUGGCAGGCAGCUCUUCAAUAGGUGAUGAAGGGCCGCUAGGGGAAACAACACACGCGCCAUAAAUUUGAACCCUUUUAUUUUAAGAGCCCUCUAUAGAACAAAUCCAGCGAAU
Messenger RNA from Pseudogymnoascus verrucosus, 1050 nucleotides. RefSeq lists its product as uncharacterized. The transcript has 2 exons. The record is from RefSeq and is a predicted model, not a curated record. Bases 264 to 959 code for a protein of 231 amino acids. NCBI's taxonomy places the organism in Eukaryota, Fungi, Ascomycota, Leotiomycetes, Thelebolales, Thelebolaceae.